This is a messenger RNA of Perkinsus marinus ATCC 50983, 5121 nucleotides long. Its product is annotated as polyketide synthase, putative. The record is from RefSeq and is a predicted model, not a curated record. Gene Ontology annotation, molecular function: oxidoreductase activity; fatty acid synthase activity; 3-oxoacyl-[acyl-carrier-protein] synthase activity. Lineage: Eukaryota; Perkinsozoa; Perkinsida; Perkinsidae. Gene Ontology annotation, biological process: fatty acid biosynthetic process. The transcript is spliced from 8 exons. The coding region runs from base 1 to 5121 and encodes 1706 amino acids.
AUGUCCGACCCGGACCGAUAUUUCACUUUGGAGAUGGGCAACGAUAAAGACUAUAUUGCCAUGCGCACUAGCCAUGCGUUAAACCUCACUGGUCCCUCCAUGUGUAUCGGUACAGCAUGCUCAUCAGCUCUCGUCGCCAUCUGCCAAGCUGUGGAAGCUCUGCGUGAUGGGACAUGUGACAUGGCCCUUUGCGGUGGCGUCUCGUUGGUUCUGCCGCAGAAUGAGCACGCGAGCCAGGAAGGCAUGAUAUGGAGCUCGGACGGCAAGUGCAAGCCCUUCACCGACCAGGCCAGUGGGACUGCGAACAGCAACGGUGGUCACUGCUUUCUCUUGAAACGUUAUGACGAUGCUUUGAGAGACAGCGAUCCAGUCUACUGUCUUAUCUCGGGAGUAGGGGUUUGCAACGAUGGGGCUGGUGAGCCGUUCUCAGCCCCCAGCGUCGACGGCCACGAGAGAGCUAUUCGAGCGGCUCAGAAUGACUGCAGCAGUGCCAUCAGUGGAGAAGUGGGAAUGAUAGAGGCUCAUGCCACUGGGACGUAUGUUGGGGAUCCUAUAGAGGCUGAAGCUCUUAGUGGUCAAUACUGGAGGAACAAAGGUGAGGGAAAAAUUUCCGUGGGAAGCGUGAAGGGCAAUAUCGGACACGCGAAUACAGCAGCUGGCGCCAUGGGAUUCGCUAAAGCCGCUAUGUGCGUAUACGAGGCUGUGUUAGUCCCUUCUGGCUCAUCCUCGGAAGGGAAUGUGAAUCCUCUAUUGUCGCAUCGUCUCGAAGCAUCGAACAUGGAACUCCAACGUGUCUUCGAGCCGUGGUAUGGAUCACGUCGAGUUGCGGCUAUCAGCGCCCUGGGUAUUGGUGGCACUAACGCUCAUGUUAUCAUAGAGAGCGGGCCGCACGCUGUCAAGUCACCGAUGGCCGUGUCUGAGAAGGCUCCCAUAUGUAUCCCCUUUUCUUCGUACAGCCAAGACGGCCUGCGAAAGGGAGUGGAGGGCCUCAUCAAGUUCCUCCAGGUCUCCCCCGAUUCUGCCGAUCUUGCGUCGGUCGCGUACACGCUCGGCAUCUUUCGACCAUCUCUUCCGUAUCGGACUGUCGUCGAGUUCACCAGCUCCCUCCCUGACGCUGCUAUUGCUCAGUUGGCAGACAUUGACUUCGAGGAUGUCAACGAAUGUUCUGGUGCUUGUGAAUGCGUUACGCUUGUUUGUCCCGGACAAGGUCUGGCUCUGCCUCAGCCUGGAAUGGUAUUCAUCGAACCCGAGAUAGUUGCUCUUCUGGGCGAGGACCCUGUCCUCACCUAUCAUCGUCAGCCGACCCCCGUCACAGCACAGGUCGCCUUGUUCGCCAUCUCCUAUUCUACGACUUUGCGCCUUCUACGUAUCAUACCCGAAACCACUCGAAUCCAGCUGCUCGGUGCUUCGCUGGGUGAAUGGGUGGCCGCGACUGUUUGCGGGGUGAUGCCUUUAAAACAAGCUUUGCAGAUUGUGCGCCUCCGUGCAAGACUCAUCACUGAAGGCAACACAGGCAAAAUGUUAGCUAUAAAUGGUUCGACCCUAGAGGAUCUAUCACAGCUGCCGGGAGGCGUCGAAGUGGCCUGCGCGAAUGCUGACAAGCGCAUCGUUGUGAGCGGCCCACCUGAGUCUAUUGAGAGCUUCAAGGCCACACUUGAAGUGCCUUGCAAAGUGCUGGAUACUGCAGGGGCGUUCCACUCGACAUACGUUGACCGAGCAGUGGCCGUAUUGGAGAAGGAGAUUCCAGUUGUCGUUCCGGACCUUAGGAAACCUUGCAAGUACAACCUCAUCAGCACCGCCACGCAUGUCGAUGGCGAGUGCGAUUUCGCUUCUGCUCGGUAUUGGUGCCGCCAGACGAGACGAACGGUGAUGCUUGGACGCGCCCUGAAGGAGGCCGGCGAAGGUGGAACGAUGUUCAUCGAUGUGGGGCCUGGUGCGGGCAUGAGAACUCUUAUUCGCGAAUGUGUCCCUAGCGCCGAAGUCUUAUGCGCGGUGCGCUACUACGACAAGACUGAUGACGUCCUGCGCGGUGCAAUGUGGGCCAAGGGAAUCCUAUCCAAGCCACCGGUGCCCGAGAAAGAGGGGUUGUCGAGAGUUCUCUCAUUGCCGAUGAGAGGGUGGAGACGAACAAAGUGCUGGCCGGCAGAUCGAGACACCAGCAGAGACUCUCACCCAGCAUCGUCUGCCUCUGACGUGACCAGUAUGAUGUACAUUGAGGACUGGAAAGACCUUCCGGUAACUCCUCCUUCUCUUGAUAAUGGACCUUCGAGGGAGCUCGCUGGUAUCCGCCUCUUAGGACGGGUUCCGAGCUGCGGGGAUGUCAUGUGGUGCCGAGAUGUAUCUGAGUUCGACGUCGUGGUGAAGUCGCUCGGUCGAGCCAUCGUAGUGGUAGACGCCGAAGACGAUAGUGAUCCUAUAAGUCUCCUCGGCGAUGUUAUCAAGUUUGUACAGGAGAGUUUGAUACCGAACGGCCGUCUGCUCUCCCACAUGGACACGUUCUUGGUGAUACGUGACUGCCAGUGUGCAAGCUCAGUCGUGGGUUUCGCAAGGUCGCUCAUGUCCGAACAUGGUUCCAACCUAGGCUUGAGGAUUGUCCGAGUUCUCGAUAUGAAGAACUUGCCCUCGUUCAUCGAGUUGCCCAGUUUAGGGGAGUACAAAGUGGCAGAUGGUACUGUUAAGCUUCGGCAACUCUGCCGUAGUCCGCCAGCGACGCCAAGGGCUGACCUCAGCCAGCAGCUCGGUGAUGGUGUCAUUGUGAUUACGGGCGGCUUUGGUGGUCUUGGGCAACUCGUUGCAAAGUGGGCGGUUGACAACCUCAGCUGCAACAAGAUCGUUCUCCUCGGCCGAGCGGCCUCCUCGUCGCUGAGUUCGCUCAGUCUGCAGUGCCCGGUCGACGUACGGAUCGCUGACGUCAGUAACAGUGCUUCUCUUAUCGACGCCAUAUCUGAGUAUCGUGGAAUGGUGACCGUCGUUUUCCACUGUGCUGGUGUGGUGGAAGACGCUGUUGUUGAAAAUGCUCCCUCUGACUAUCAAGAACUUUACCGAGCUGUUGCCGCGAAAGUCCUCGGCCCAGUGAAUCUCGUGAAAGCGCUAGGAUCGGGUCCUCGGUACGUGUUGUUCUCCUCGAGUUCAAGCGCAUUCGGCAAUCCUGGGCAGUCUGUUUACGCAGCCGCCAACUCCGCCUCCGACUACUUCGCGGAGAAGUCUUCAGCUGACGUAUUGUCUAUUCAAUGGGGUGGCUGGUCUAAGUCGAUCGCGAGCAGUAUGUCUGCCAAAUACAACAUUAAUCCGACAGCAGGGGAGCACUUCUUACAGCCUCGUGAGGGUCUCCAAGCCAUGGGCAACCUCUUGAGCAGUCUCGCCGAUGGUCAUCUGAAGUCGAGGAGUCCCUUGACUAUCGCGCUGGUCUCGACCGAGGCCCCAGCCGGACGGUUCUCGCGCGGUCAUCACAUUAUGGGCACAUGUAACCUGAAGGACGAAAGAAAAGUUCGAAUGUUGGAGGGGCUUGGUGUGUCUGAGAUCUUCGAUAGCCGUGACGCAUCUUCAUGGUAUGUUCCGAUGAUGGCUGGUAAGACCAUGCGGCCAUAUGUCAUCAUAGGUGCUCUUGAUGGCGAUCAGCUGUCGAGGUCCUUCGAGGUUGUUGCUUCUAACGGUUUCAUACUUGACCUCGCAAAAAAAGAGCAGAUGCUCGAGACUAGCAGUCUUCCAUUGAGCCAUUUCCUCAGAGGUGUGACAUAUAGUGCAUGCCAUCUGGAUGAGUUCAUGCGGACAGCCAAACCAGCGGAGGUGGCCGAUCUGAUGAAGCGGGUGUGGCAGGAAGCCGCCGCCCAGGAUGUCGAGGGCUCCAUGCCGGUAACGAUCUACCCUGGUCAAGAACUGAAGAACGCGCUUGAGGUACUGACCAGUGGGAGGAACAUCGGGAAGGUGGUCGUCGAGUUGGAGGCGCCGACACUGAAUGGCAUGGCUCCUGCGCCCAUAGUGGAUGUACGUUGUAACGAAGAUCCUGUUACUGGUGCUGCGCUGGUUGUCACUGCUCUCGACUCGAAGUUCAUCGCUGAGUCUCCUACGGUGACUGUACGUGCUGCUCGAACGGUACCUGUGGAUUUGCUGAAGCCUCUGGUGAAUCUCAAACCAACCAGUGCCAUAUAUGUUGCUCUGUCGAGAGCGCCCGAGUUGCCAGCAUCCCCUAUAUGGCAUAACUGUUGUGAGGUAUCGUCUGCGUCUUCCUCAACGGACUCGAACAAUAGGCUGGCUACUCUGAUCUCAGCUGUCCGGCAGAGGGGGAACGCCUCCGUCCUUGGCUCUAUCUCGGAUGACGAGAUCGCUAACAAGUCGCUUGACGAGCUUGGAUUCGACUCUCUCGCGCGCUUACAACUAUCGGCUACGAUCCGAAAACUCGCGCCGAGCUUGCGGAGUCUAACGGGAAACGAACUCGUCGGCCACUUACCGCUGAACGAAAUUGCUACUGGGAAGCUUACACCGGGUAGACCAUUGAGUAGCCACAGGCCCAAGUGGCUUGCACUACACGGAUUUCGCACAAACAGCGACUUGUUUGCCCAACAACUUGCGGGACUUGGAGAUUUCCUCGGCAUUGAUCUCAUCUUCAUCAAUGCUCCACAUGAAGCCCAUGGUCCAGGCUAUGGACGAUCUACGGGCGCUCUCGACGGCUAUGAGUGGUGGUGGAAGGGUGACAGCGAGGAUGUAUCCUAUGAAACUGGGUGGAUCGGCACCGAAGGUCUGCUUUCGAGUCAAGAGUUCCUGCGAGAGCAAGUUCAACGAGUUCGGCCGUCCGGUGUAGUCGGCUUCUCGCAGGGCGGCGGUAUGGCUUACUGGAUGUUAUGCGAAGGCCUCGUGAAUACAGCUGUGCUAUUCAGUCCAGUGAGCCCGGCGGUGGCUCAGACUAAAAGGCUAAUGGACAGUUCCAAUGUGGUGGUGGUGAGGAGUAGCCGGGCAGAUGAAGCGUCGAUGGUGUUUUGUGACGAUAUCAUUGAUGAGGACUUAAUCCUUAUCCACGAGGAAGGUCAUGCUGUACCGAAGUGCAGUGAGGAGAAGUACAAGAGUCUCUACGACAGUAUGAAGCAGCGUCUAGAGUUGUCCAGUGAUGCAGUACGAGGAGUCUAG